UUCCUCAUCAAAAAAAUGAAGCAUGUUUUUCUUCUGUUACUUGUUCAACUGUUUUCUGUCUUUACAUUAAGCUCACUGUAUUUUAUCCCAACUGUGACUGCCUUUGCAUCAGGAAAUGAGACUGAUCAUUUGGGUCUGCUGGAAUUCAAGAAAUCCAUAUCAGGAGACCCAUAUGGAAUCUUACUUUCUUGGAAUACUUCUACUCACUUUUGUGACUGGUCUGGAAUAACAUGCAAUCUCAAGCUUCAAAGAGUUACACAGUUAGUUUUGUCAAGGUACAAGUUGGAGGGAUCCAUAUCUCCCCACAUAGGAAAUCUCUCUUAUAUGAUCAAUUUCAAUCUAUCAGUCAACAACAUCAAUGGGAAAAUACCACAGGAACUGGGAAGGUUGUCACGUCUGCAACAACUAUCUCUCGGAAACAACUUAUUGGGAGGAGAAAUUCCUACAAACUUGACUGGAUGUAAUGAUCUCAGAUUCUUAUACUUACAGAGAAAUAAUCUUACUGGCAGAAUACCUAUCGAGAUUGGCUCACUUCAAAAGCUUGAAUGGUUGGCUAUUUCUACUAACAAGUUAACAGGAGAAAUCCCUUCUUUCAUAGGUAAUCUUACAUCCCUCACAGAUAUCGAUGUUGGUGGUAACAACUUUGAAGGACAUAUACCACAGGAAAUAUGCCAUCUCAAAAACUUGACAUUUGCAUCAUUUGGUCAAAACAAAUUCACUGGAACAUUUCCUUCUUGUCUUUAUAAUAUGUCAUCUCUUACCAUGAUCUCAGCUACAGGAAAUCAGUUAAGUGGCUCUCUUCCACCUAACAUGUUUCACACCCUCCCAUAUCUUCAAGAAUUUUACAUUGGUGAAAAUCAAAUCACUGGUCGAAUCCCACCUUCCAUCACCAAUGCAUCCGCAUUCUUUUUAGCACUUGAGGCCAGUCGAAACAGUCUCACUGGACAAAUUCCAAGCAUGGGGAAGUUCCAAUAUCUUGAUAUCAUAUCUCUGUCUUGGAACCAUCUAGGAGACAAUUCAACUACUGAUUUCGAUUUUCUAGAAUCAUUGGCUAACAGUAGUAAGUUGAAACUUCUGUCCAUAUCCUACAAUAAUUUUGGAGGUCAUUUGCCAAACUCUUUGGGAAAUUUAUCCCCCCAGCUUGAUAGAUUAUAUCUUGGAGGUAAUCAGAUAUCAGGGAAAAUCCCUGCAACAAUAGGAAAUUUGACUAACUUAACUUUUUUGGCUAUGGAAAACAACAAUCUCGGUGGGAAUAUCCCAACAACUUUUGUGAAGUUUCAAAAAAUGCAGAAGUUAAAUUUAGGUUCAAACAAACUGUCAGGAGAGUUAGGAGCCCACAUAGGCAACCUUACUCAAUUGUUUGAUUUGAAAUUAGGAGAUAAUUUGUUUGAAGGGAACAUUCCUCCAAGUAUAGGAAACUGUCAGAAGUUACAGUACUUAGACAUUUCACGUAACAACCUUACAGGAACCAUACCCUUGGACCUUUUUAAGCUUUCAUCUCUAACCAUCUUGUUGAAUUUGUCACUAAACUCAUUAAGUGGCAGUAUACCUGAAGAAGUAGGUAGCCUAACAAAUCUUGGUUGGCUAGAUAUGUCUGAGAAUCACAUGUCCGGAGAAAUUCCUCCAACAAUGGGAGAAUGCAUAAUGUUGGAAUACCUAUAUUUGCAAGGGAAUUCUUUACAAGGAACCAUACCAUCUUCUUUGGCAUCACUCAAAGGGCUUCAACAUUUAGACCUGUCACGAAAUCAAUUGUCUGGAUCUAUUCCUAAUGAUCUACAAAAUAUUUCUUCCUUAAAAUAUUUCAAUGCAUCCUUCAACACAUUAGAGGGUGAAGUACCAACCAAAGGUGUCUUUGGAAAUGUAAGUGCCAUACUGGUUAUGGGAAAUAAUAAACUUUGUGGGGGAACUUCAGAACUGCAUCUACCACCAUGUCCUGUCAAAGGUAAGAAACUUGCAAAACACCACAAGUUCAGGUUGAUAGCAGUGAUAGUUAGUGUGAUUGUUUUUCUUCUCAUAUUGUCAAUUACUCUAACUAUUUACUGGACAAGGAAAAGGAGUAAUAAAACAUCUUUGGAUUCACAUUCAUCAGAAACUGAUCAUCAGUUGGCUACAGUUUCGUUCCAAAGCCUGCACAAUGCAACUGAUGGAUUCUCAGCUACAAACUUGAUAGGGUCUGGAAAUUUUAGCUCUGUUUACAAAGGAACUCUUGAGGAGUUAGAAGAAAAAGUUGUUGCCAUAAAGGUCCUAGACCUUCAGAGAAAGGGAGCUCACAAGAGUUUUGUUUCAGAAUGCAACGCACUCAGAAAUAUCAAACAUCGAAAUCUGAUUCAGGUUUUGACAUGUUGUUCCAGCAUAGAUUACAAUGGUCAAGAAUUCAAAGCUCUAAUUUUUCCUUACAUGACAAAUGGAAGCUUAGAGCAAUGGCUGCAUCCCAAGACACCAAGUGCAGAGCAAAAGAGAAAAUUGAGCCUUGAUCAAAGAUUAAAUAUCAUGGUGGAUGUUGCUUCUGCAUUACAUUAUCUUCACCAUGAAUGUGAGCAACCAAUAAUUCACUGUGAUUUAAAGCCUAGUAAUGUCCUCCUCGACAAUGAGAUGGUUCCUCGUGUGAGUGAUUUUGGCAUAGCAAAACUUCUCUCAACCAUCAAUGAUACCACUUCUAAACAAACAAGUACAAUUGGAAUAAAGGGAACUAUUGGCUAUAUUCCUCCAGAGUAUGGAGUGAGCUCUGAAGUAUCAACUUACGGUGACAUAUACAGCUUUGGGAUUCUUGUGCUGGAAAUGCUCACAGGAAAAAGUCCCACAGAUGAAAUGUUUGAAGAUGGUCAAAAUCUUCAUAACUUUGUUACAGUUUCAUUUCCUGAUAAUCUUUUGCAAAUUUUGGAUCCACUACUUGUUCCAACAGAGGAAGCAGCACCAUUGAAAGGAAACGAUUGGAAUCUUGAUCCAAAUGUUGAGAUGUGCUUAGUUUCCCUUUUCAGGAUUGGGAUUUCUUGCUCUAUGAAAUCACCAAAAGAUAGAAUGAAUAUUUCUGAUGUCACUAGGGAGCUCAACCGAAUCAGUGUGGAAACAUCAAAGUAGUUAAAGCUGAAAUCAAAUGUGCUUCAGUCAUUUAGGAAGCAGGUGUUUGCAGUNCCAUGUGUUUCCAAUAAAGUUAAACCAGCUGCAAAAUUGUCUAUUAAUUUUCCUCAGUUUUCUAGCUAUCUGUAUAAAUCAA
Molecule: messenger RNA, 3214 nt
Organism: Vigna radiata var. radiata (mung bean)
Lineage: Eukaryota; Viridiplantae; Streptophyta; Magnoliopsida; Fabales; Fabaceae
Product: probable LRR receptor-like serine/threonine-protein kinase At3g47570
Exons: 3
Coding region: 16-3078 (1020 amino acids)
Biological process (GO): protein phosphorylation
Molecular function (GO): ATP binding; receptor serine/threonine kinase binding; protein kinase activity
Source: RefSeq, a predicted model, not a curated record